Molecule: messenger RNA, 2607 nt
Organism: Miscanthus lutarioriparius
Lineage: Eukaryota; Viridiplantae; Streptophyta; Magnoliopsida; Poales; Poaceae
Source: the annotation of a GenBank genome assembly
AUGCCCGUGAAGCGGUACAAGAAGAUCCUUGCUGAAAUAUUCCCCAAAACACAGGAUGAAGAGCCUAACGAGAGAAGGAUUGGGAAGUUGUGCGAGUACGCUUCGAAAAACCCUCUUCGAGUGCCAAAGAUCACAGUUUACUUGGAGCAACAUAUUUACCGGGACUUAAGAAGUGAGCAGUACGGCUUUGCAAAAGUGGUGAUGUUGAUAUAUCGCAGACUGUCUGUUUCCUGUAGAGAACAGAUGCCUCUGUUUGCAAGUAGCCUAUUAAGCAUUGUACACACUCUUUUAGACCAAAAGAGGCAGGACGAUUUGCGCAUCGUUGGGUGUGAAACCUUGUUUGAUUUUGCUGUCAAUCAGGUGGAUGGUACAUAUCAGUUCAAUUUGGAAGGGCUGGUCCCAAGACUGUGUGAAAUAGCCCAAGAAGUAGGAGAAGAUGAGAGGGCAACUGCCCUACGAGCUGCAGCCCUGCAAUCUCUUUCAGCUAUGGUAUGGUUUAUGGGGGAGCUUUCUCAUAUCUCGUCAGAGUUUGACAAUGUUGUUCAAGUUGUACUGGAAAACUACAAACCUCAGAAGAUGCAAAAUGAUGAUCAAAGUACCAAUGAUGCUGACAACCAGUUGGUGCAGGAAGGCCAGAAUGCUGAGCACCCCCCUUCCCCUUUCAUUAUCACUCAGGCUCCCUCUUGGGAGAACAUAGUUAAUGUCAAGGGAGGAGUCAACCUGCCAGUGACUGAUGCUGGGCCAGUUCUUGACAUGAUGGCAGUUAUGCUAGAAAACAUUGCGAGCACUCCUGUUGUAGCUAGAUCAACUGCAGCUGCUGUUUAUCGCACAGCUCAAAUAAUUGCUUCCGUGCCAAAUUUGCAAUAUCAGAAUAAGGUGUUUCCUGAAGCUCUGUUUCAUCAGUUGCUGUUAACAAUGAUCCACCCCGAUCAUGAAGCUCGUGUUGCUGCACACCGCAUAUUUGCUAUUGUCUUAGUCCCAUCUUCUGUUUCCCCUUCGAUUCAAGCCAGUCCCUCUGGCCAGGCAAAGAAACAUGACAUGCAGAGGACACUCUCUAGGGCUGUCUCUGUAUUUUCUUCUUCGGCUGCUAUCUUUGACAAGAUGAAAAAGGACAAGUACUCAGAAAAUUCACAAGGAGAAAGCAAGGACAAUAGUUUGCAUAGCGUUGGUGAAGGGACCGGACAAUCGAAGAGUCAAAACCUUCACGUGUCUCAAAGCCGCCGCCGUAGCAUGAAAGUUCCUAAUUUUUCCAUGAAAAGAGGUCCUUCCAUAGCCAUGAGAGCUCCUUCAGUAGCGAUCAGAGCUCCCUCAAUAUCUCUGAGAGGUCCUUCAAUAGCUUCGAGAGCACCUUCUAUGUCUGUAAAGGAAGACCAAAGUUCCUCAAACAAGUCAGAUGAGGAAACGGAAUCAGUGUUGGUGAAACUGAGUACCCGUCAGAUCACACUUUUGCUGUCAUCCAUCUGGGCUCAAGCAACAUCCCCUGAAAAUACUCCUGCGAACUAUGAAGCCAUUGCUCAUACUUACAGUUUGCUUCUGUUGUUCUCUGGAUCCAAGGCAUCAACAUUUGAGGCUCUUACUCAGAGUUUUCAGGUUGCAUUUUCUUUGAGGAGCUAUUCGCUCACUGAAGCAGAUUCAUUACAACCGUGUCGGCGCCGGUCAUUGUUUACUCUGUCCACAGCCAUGAUUAUUUUCUCAUCAAGAGCUUACAAUGUGUUGCCACUCAUCCCGAUCUGUAAACAAAUGAUCAAUGAUCGUGCGGCCGAUCCGUUCCUUCAUUUGGUGGAUGAGAGCAGACUUACAGCUGUCAAGGAUUCUUCAGAUGAUCCUUCAAAAAUAUAUGGAUCACCAGAGGACAACAGUAAUGCACUGAAGUCCCUUUCAGAAAUAGAACUAUCAGAAAGUCAAUCUCGAGAAUGCAUAGUCUCCACAAUCAUGAACAACAUUGCAAAUAUGCUGGAUGCGGAAUUGCAUAAUGUGAGAAGCCAAUUGCUAAGUGAUUUCACUCCCGAUGACAUGUGUCCUACAAGCACUCAGUUCUUUGAAGUGCAUGUUGAUAAUUCUUCAUCAGGGUCUCAUGAGACUGGUCACCAUCAAGAGGGUUUGCUGAUUGACCUGGGGAAUGACCAUGAUGCUUUUGGGGAAGCUUCAGAAAGCACAGAAGCUUCCGCAUCUUCUGUACCUGCAUCAGAUCUUCUGAGUAUCGAUCAGCUUCUUGAAACGGUUGGUGCAGAACCAGCACCUCAGGCUGGAGUAGUGUCAGCAGACAUUGGAUUCAAGGAUAUGACUAGCCACUGCGAAGCCCUGACGAUCGGGAAACAGCAGAAAAUGUCCGCCUUCAUGAGCUUCCAGCAAAGCGUACAAGCGGCAGGGCUGCCAAGCAGCCAGCCCAACCAGAUGGAGUUGGACCUUUUCCAAGACCCGCAGUUGCCUCAGGCCGGGGCGCAUAGCACGAACCCAUUCGCUGAUGACAGCCUUCAGGGAUAUCCACAGUACAUGAACGGGCCUAAUGGCGACAACGCACAGCCAGGUCAGGACUUCCAACAACAGUCUCUGAAGCUACCGGCGGCGAGCCCAUACGACAAUUUCCUCAGGGCUGCUGGCUGUUAG